UAAUAAUAAUAAAAGGUUGAAAGUUGGUUGACAAACAGUUCCAGCAUCUUGCGGCCGAAUAUUCAGCGUUGAGCAGUCCGCGCGCGGAGCUCAAAAGAACCUGACAGGCUGAUUCUGAUCUGGUCCUUUCAGUUUAUUGAUCGCUUACCCCAUGUGGAGUUCUCUCUGGCGAUCCGUUGAUCGCUUCUCUCUCCAGAACUUCAAAUAUGUUAUCAAGGAGCUUCAGCAAAUCAAAGUUGUGCAUAAGCAUAACAGGGAAGUAGUAAUAGACCUCCUGCAGUCAAUAGUAGAGAUAGUUACUUAUGGUGAUAGACAAGAUCCAUAUAUAUUCGAAUGUUUUAUGGAAUUCCAAGUUUUAGCAGAGUUUGUUCGUGUACUAAAGAUCAGUAGCAAAUCAAGAAUUGAGGCACCAUUACUUCAAUAUUUAAGCAUAAUGAUUCAGAACAUAAAUAAUGAACUUGCAAUUUACUACUGUUUAAGCAAUGGCUAUAUCAACAGCAUAAUAACUCAUCCAUAUGAAUUUAAUGGGGGCGACCUGGCUUCAUAUUAUGUGUCAUUUUUAAGAGCCGUAAGCAGCAAAGUAAACAGAGACACACUUUGCCUUCUUGUAAAGGUUCAAGGGGAUGCUGUUGUUUCAUUUCCUUUAUACAGUGAGGCUCUUAAAUUUUCUCGCCAUAGUGAAAAGAUGAUCCAGACAGCUAUACGUGCUUUGAGCCUAAGUAUAUAUAACGUUAUGGAUGACAUGGUCUAUCAAUUUGUAACGACUCCUCCUGUCUCAGCAUACUUCUCAGAGUUGGUGUAUAGCUUUAGAGAUAUGUGCAUUCAUCUAGACGCCCUUGUUUGUUCAAUCAAGGAGAAAUAUGCUCAUAAAAGAGAAGAAAUAGUUCUACAAACUGAGAAAAUCGCUGAUGACCUAUUCUACUUCAAGGAUAUUCUUUCUGUUGGUGAUCCAUGUUUGAAUAAACUUGUUAACCAAAAUCUUUUCAAGUUGCUUGUUUUCCCUAUAUUGCUCCCAUUGCUGCAGCCAAGUUGGAGUAACGACUCAAUGAUAUCUGCUACCAGUUCUUUAUAUAUAUUUUCGCAUCUUCUUCAAGUUGUGGAGGAAAAUUCAUGAUUAAUUCAAUUGCUAGCAUUCUUCUGUAUCCUUACAUCAUGUUAAGCAUGACAGACGCAACCCAAGGAGAUACUGCUGACCGGUGUAGUCAUUUAGAUUCUUUUCACAACCUUUUGAAUGGUUUGGAAAUGAUGGAAUGUCCUGAUCCUAAGUCAAGGGAAGCAGAAAAUAGAAAGGGGAGCAACAUAUUUGAGCAUAUGCCUGAGAACAUAUCGAGCAAUUCUUAUUUUGUCAAGGACUUUGGGGACGAUAAUGUAUGUAUGGAAAGCUGUGGAAUACUUGCUUAUGUUUACUCUGAAAACCAAAGUAUAUUGCUGGCGUCUCUCUUUUUAUUGCUUAUUCUAGCAGAAAGCAAAGAUCUUGAAAAUUUUCUGGCUUCAGUAAUUGGAUCAAGACAUAUGCAGGGUUUGAUGUCCUGUGACAAAUCAGUCCCAACAAUGGCAGAUGAGGGUAUUCUCACGAGAUGUAUGCCUCAGAUAAUAAAUGCCUUGUUGACGAGUUUAGCCUGCCAACCACCUUUUCCUGCACUAGUACAGUGGCAUACAGGGUGGUUUCUGCGGAAGCUAUUACUACAUGUAAAGACGGUUGAUGAUCAUAGUCUUCACCUAUUCAGUGUAAGGAUUUAACUGAUAUAUCACAUAAACUCUAUAUUAGUAUGGGGGCAUCUAUCACUUCCAUGCCUUGCCUGUCUGGUUUAUGCAUACAUGGAUUGCUAGCACUUUACUUUCUUUUGAUCCAAGAGUCUCAGCUAGCACAGGUGAUGCAGGCAAAGUUAAGAGUUUCCUAGGAAAUUAUUGCUUUAUUGUUGUUAUUAUUUAGGUCAACUAUUCUGGUCUUCUAUUGCUUACUAACCAAGAAAUUAUUCUUUAGCUGGAUUAUUUUGCUUUGGUAGUUUUACAUAUCUGAAAUUCCUGUGUUAUUGUAUAGGAUUAUAUAUUCUAUAGAUGGAGAGGCUUAGCACUGUAACUAUAGCUUUCAGAAAAAAAAUUUCCUGCCUUUUUAUUUUUCUGGUUUAGUUCAGGAUGAUACAAGCCCUUGAUUAUACAGCCUAUUACCCUACUUUGUUUUUCCUUUUGAAUAAUUUACUUUCACUAUGAAGGUUUUCAGAUUACUUUUGUGGUCAAGUGUUUAAAGCAUAUUUUGGUUUUUAAAAAAAGCCAUAAAGUGUUUGAAUCAUCCUUAGAAAUGUGAAAAGCUCGAGCGCUUUUAGUUUCUGAAAAAAGUUUCGAAGCCAGUUUUUUAAGAGAUCUAAAAAAUGGAAAACAAAAGCUUUUUUGACUAUUGUUUUUUACCAAAAUACCUCUUGUCAAAACAAAUGAAAAAUAAAAUAUCACAUAUCUGCCUCUUAUUUGAUAACUUUAAUUAUUUGUUUUUGUAAUAAACAUAACUAAUAGUCACACGACUAAUAAAUAUUCUAAACAGUAAAUUUUAAGUGAGAACAAAACAAGAGUAUCCCUAUGUUGGUAAACUUUGUCAAAAACUCUCUCUAAGUUUUGUCAGCAUAGGAAAUAAAUUUAGAGAACUUUUAACUGAAUGACGAAUUAAUUUUUUUUUUCUGUUUUGGUAAUAUUACUAAGUCUUUACCUUAAAGCUCAAAUUUUUAUCACACACUUGACAGUUUAUUAGAAUCUAAAACAAAAAAAGGUUCAAUAUCUAAACACUUUUACUGCUUAAAGUUCAUCUGAGCAAAAAACUUUUAUGUGCGCAAAGCUCAUUGGAGCUAAAAGUCUUACUAAUGUUAAAGCACCAAAAAUAAUAAACAAAUCAACGUGCAUAUUCUAUCACUAACAUAUAUGCAAAUAACUUAUAUACAGAUACAUGAAUACGUGCGCAUAUGCUUGUAUGUUUCAAGGAAAGUA
This is a messenger RNA of Carica papaya (papaya), 2973 nucleotides long. The record is from RefSeq and is a predicted model, not a curated record. Lineage: Eukaryota; Viridiplantae; Streptophyta; Magnoliopsida; Brassicales; Caricaceae.